Messenger RNA from Aspergillus homomorphus CBS 101889, 2232 nucleotides. Its product is annotated as putative G-patch domain protein. Gene Ontology annotation, cellular component: nucleus. The record is from RefSeq and is a predicted model, not a curated record. Gene Ontology annotation, biological process: mRNA splicing, via spliceosome. Gene Ontology annotation, molecular function: RNA binding. NCBI's taxonomy places the organism in Eukaryota, Fungi, Ascomycota, Eurotiomycetes, Eurotiales, Aspergillaceae. The transcript has 7 exons. The coding region runs from base 1 to 2184 and encodes 727 amino acids.
AUGUCGCAAUUCCAUCCGGAAGAUAACCGGUACCCUCCGGGACCUCCGCAUCGACCUGUUCCCCGCCGUGAUGACCGGGACGGCCGUAUGUACGACGAUCGCUCGCCUUCCCGAUCGCGCUCGCCUGGCGAUCUACCCCACUCGCCUCCGCGGGGGCCUGCUGCGGAGAGAAGAGGAGACUAUGCCAGAGAUCGGCCCAGCUCUAGACCCCGUUACCGCAGUCGGGACCGUGAUGACUUUCGACGCCGCUCUUCGCGCACCCCCCCACCACGGCGUGGCAGACCGGCUUACAGGGACCGGGAUCGCGAGGGCUAUCGCUCCCCCGGAUACGCCAGCCGAAGCAGAAGUUACAGUCGCAGUCGCAGCCGCAGCCCCCGUCGCAGUCGGCAUUCGCAUUACGGGCAAGAGAGUCGCGAGGUGAUGAUGGACGGAUUGCCGGUGGAUAUGGUGGAAGAAGACGUUUCGAAUGAACUGAAAGAAUUCUACAACGUUGAGGGCUUGGAUGAUGUCCGGGUUAUUCGGGACCGGCAGACAAAGGUCUCACGACAGCUGGGAUUCUUGAGAUUCCGAGACCUCAACCAGUCGCGAGCGUUCGUCGAGCGCAAUUUCCCACACAUCUACCUUCAGGGCCCUAGUGCACAUGAUGACCGGGGCACUAAAGUGCGCAUCGCCUACAGUCGCGAAAGAGAGGACCGUGCUCGGGCCCGCGCGGAGGCUGACUGGACCUGCAUGAUGUGUUCCAUUGUUAAUUACUCCACCCGCCAAAAAUGCUUUCGUUGCCAAGCACCGCGACCUGAUGCCGGCCCUGCAGGCCCACCUGGACUACCGGCACCGAAAGUCGAAAACCAUGGCGAUAACGAUGCAGCCCCUGAGAACCAGCCUUCGCAAUUCCUUCUCUUUCGCGGACUGGAAUCAUCAGUUACCGAAGAACUCCUGGCCAAAGGUGUUGCCAAGUUGUAUCGUCCUUCAUCUUCUGGAAAUGAUGCUACGGGGAAUCAGAAGAAGGGAGCUAAAGUGGCCUCCACCACCGGUGACUCUAACCUGGGAGCUAGAGAUGGUUCUAUCCGCCGUGUCCUGCUGGUGAGAGGCCGCAAGUCCAACGAGAGCUGGCGCUACGGCUUUGCCGAGUUCGCGACGAUUCAGGAUGCACAAGCUGCCAUAACCCGGCUCAACUCCUUCGACAAGUUUACCAUUUCCUCGAGGCCAGUCCUUGUCAGCUACAUUCACGCCGGUGUUUUUGUCCCGGUGCUCAAUCCCACCGCAAGCAAUGAACGAUUUACAUUCAGCCCCCUAAACAACCCGUCACUGAAACUGAUGUACUGGGAUGAGGAGGCGUAUGUGAAGGAGCUCACGGUAUCGACAGCGGAGCUCGAUAGCGCGAAGGGAGACAAGGCAGCUGGCCAGGAUGGACAAACGAAGGGCAACAGGGAUGCAGACAAGGCCAAGAAACGCAAGGCCGAUGCUGCCGCAAGCGCAGGAGCGAAGAAGAUGGCGGUCCCGUCGCACCUGCAGUUCUGGAGUAACCGCCACGCCGAGCUGCAUGGAAUCCAGAAGAAGGACGCCGAGGAGAGAAGCGGCGGGGAGCAGCCGCCGGAGCCUGCAGCAUCCCCAAUGGAUCCGGCCGCUCCCCCGAGUCAAUCCUAUGCUAACCCCAACCAGAAUUGCUGUUACCUGUGCAUGCGCAAAUUCAAGUCCACGGCUCAGGUCAACCUGCAUGAACGCCUCAGUCAAAUGCACCGCGACAACCUUGAGAACGAAGAGCGGAUAGCACAUGCCACCCGCAAACUUGUCAAACACGGCAUUAUCCCGCAACCGACGGAGUAUCGCGAUCGUGCCAGGGAGCGGCGACAGGCGUUUGGCAGAUCCAAGGCUGGAGCCAAACCACGGCCGGCAGCGCCUCCGUCCAAGGAAGAAGAGCCCGCGGUGCAGACUACGUCCAAGGGCGCAUCGCUUCUCAGCAAGAUGGGCUGGUCUGCUGGUUCUGGACUGGGUGCUCAGGGGACCGGAAUGACGGCUCCGAUCGCGACCGAGGUGUACGCGCAGGGUGUGGGCUUGGGUGCUCAGGGCGGCAAAUUGGGCGAUGCCAGUGAGGAAGCCAGCCGUAACACGCGCGGUCGAUAUGAUGAGUUCUUGGAGAAGACGCGACAGACGGCGCGUGAACGAUAUGAACAGAUGGAUCAAUAGCAGCGUUGAUUUUUUUGUCUUCGCCGUAGCUGUCAUAAGAUUAACCAU